Ipomoea nil (Japanese morning glory) is the source of this 3271-nucleotide messenger RNA. RefSeq names its product putative late blight resistance protein homolog R1A-4. The transcript has 3 exons. Gene Ontology annotation, molecular function: ADP binding. NCBI's taxonomy places the organism in Eukaryota, Viridiplantae, Streptophyta, Magnoliopsida, Solanales, Convolvulaceae. Gene Ontology annotation, biological process: defense response to other organism. The coding region runs from base 28 to 2982 and encodes 984 amino acids. The record is from RefSeq and is a predicted model, not a curated record.
CUGCUCUGAUUUUCCAACCCAAAUUAAAUGGCUUACGCUGCUGUAACUUCGCUUAUGGAAACACUUUCUCUACAUUUCUUGCAAUCACAACCAGCCUUUCCUCUUGAUGAUUUAGAGGCACAGAUUAGAGAUGGCAAUGAAAAACUUGGCUUGCUGCAGCAAAUUCUUGAGAAAUCCGAGAUUACCAAUAAUGAAGCAGUAAAACAGACUGAUUAUUACGCCAAGGAGAAGAAGUUGAUUAAAAGUGAAAAGCUGCAGCAGCUUGAAGCUUUAAAGGCACAGAUCAGAGAUGCCAAAAAUGAAAAUCUUGGCGUGCUGCAACAAAUUCUUGAGGCUCGGAUCAGACAGAUGGAGUUGAACGAAGAAGCAUCAUCAAAGCGUCGUCCUCGUAUAAAGACUUGCUUCCCCAGGCUUUAUGGAAAGCUGCAGCUUGCUUGGGAUAGUAUACUUUUGACUUCUCGACUCAGGGAGGUGGCUGAAGUCAAACAAAAGAUAGUUUCUCUCCAUCAAAAUCUGGGCUUGCUGCAACAAAGUCUUGAGAAAUCUGAGAUCCCCUAUGAUGAUGCGAGGGUGAUGAAAGAUUUAGAGGCGCAGAUCAGAGAUGCAUCGUUCGAAUUGGAAGAAAGGAUUGAGAUGGAGUUGACUGCCAUUUAUCUAGCAAAUGAUAGUCUUCAUGUAACAGCUUGCCUGCUCAGGCUUCAUCAAAUCUUUAAUGAAGCAGAAAAACAGACUGAUUACCUCAAGAAUGAGUUGAUUAGGAUCCGACGAAGAGGACUACUACACAAGAAAAUUAUUGUGAGUAACUUGUCCAAAAACACUUCAAAGUUUGACAACAGUAGAAUGGUCGGAUGCGACAAGCUGUUCGAGAAGAUAUUGGAUCAGCUGCUCACGCAACAAACAACUAAGGGGAGACAAGUUGUUUCAAUUGUUGGCAUGGGAGGAAUAGGCAAGACCACUCUAGCACACCAAGUUUAUGAACAUCCGUCAAUUACUUCUCAUUUCUACAAGCGAGCAUGGGUUACUGUAUCCCAAGAGUAUAACGUUGAACAAAUGCUCCAAUGUCUUCUUAGUUGUGUUACUGCAACAUCAAGAGUUGGUGGCCAAGACCAACUAGCUGAAUGCCUGCGUAAACACUUGAAGGAACAAAGAUAUUUGAUAGUGAUGGAUGAUAUAUGGAGCACUACUCCUUGGGAUAGUGUGCAAAGAUGCUUUCCAGAUGAUAAUAAUGGAAGCCGCAUACUAUUGACUUCUCGACUCAAAGAGGUGGGAGAAUAUGCUAGCUCAGGUAACUCUCCUCUUAACAUGCCUUUCUUAGAUCCCGAUGAAAGUUGGAAUCUCUACUGCAAAGUCUUUGGUAAAACUGAAUUCGUUCUAGUGUUUGAGCAAAUUGGUAGAGAGAUAGUGAAGAAAUGUGAAGGAUUACCUCUGGCCAUUAUUGUAGUAGCUAGUCUUCUCUCAAAGAUAAAGGAGGAGGAGGAAGAGUGGAAGAAUGUUGCAAAAAGUGUAAUUGGUGAUUCAAAUGAUGCAUGUUCCAGAAUACUGUAUCUAAGUUACCACCAAUUACCACACCACUUAAAAGCUUGUUUUCUGUAUUUUGGAGUUUUUCGAGAAGACUAUGAGAUCCCUGUGAAGAAGUUGGUUAGGUUAUGGGCAGCGGAGGGAUUUCUGAGGGCUGUGAAGCAUGUGAAUAUGGAGAAAGUGGCCAUGGAAUGCUUGCAAAAUCUUGUUGAUAGAAGUCUUGUUAUAGUUAGCGAACUGAGCUAUAAUGGGGAAAUGAAGAAAAUAAGGAUACAUGAUUUAUUGCGAGAUUUGUGCUUGAAAGAAGCUGGACGUGAAAAUCUAUUGAAUGUGAAUGUGAUUGGAGAUGAAAAGCUUCCAAUUUACAAGAGGGAAUCACAGCACCUGUUUUCAAAAUCUUGUCGUUGGAUAAGUGAUACAUCAGAAUGUUUGAAUAGUGAAAUCAGGUCUGGAGAUAAGUGCUUUGACAAAUCUCAUUCCUUACACUCAAGGUUUGAUUACUCUAGGAGAUUUUACUUUCAUAUACUUGAUGAACUUCUUUCAUACUUGAAACUGCUAAGAGUAGUAGACAUUGGAUGUGGAUACUGUAGCAAUUCAUGUGAGGUAAAUGUGUUUGCCAGUCUUGUUCAUUUGAGAUACUUUUCUUUGACCCAUCAAUACCGAAAUGAUCACCCUCCUCUUUAUUUAAAGCUCUUUGAGCAUAGGAAUAUGCAAAGCUUUAUUGUUUGUGGAAGAUUUGUUAAAUGGGAUUCCUCUAGUGCAUUUACAAUUUGGACAAUGCCACUAUUAAGGAAUUUUUGUGUUGAAAGAAUUUGUUCAUUAGAAACUUCUUCGGUUGUUCAUAGAAACUUAGAGAAUAUAUCUUGGUUGGAUUCUAAACUCUGUACACCGGAUCUAUUUACAAGAAUUCCAAAUUUAAAAAAGUUGGGGAUUGAAGGUAGAAGUGCUAAUUGUUUUUAUAAUUUUGUGCACUUGGGGCAGCUUGAGGCACUAAGCAUCAGAAGUCGGUAUUCUUUCAAACAUAUUCCAUGUAGCGACAUUCCAUGGGCAACUAGUUUUCUACCAAAUCUUAAGAAGCUCAAAUUCUUUAAGACUUGGUUGCCAUGGAGUGAUAUGAGGCUUAUUGGUAUGUUGCCAAAUCUAGAGGUUCUAAAAUUGAUAGAUGCUUGCCAAGGCCCAAAAUGGGAGCCACAUAAUGGAGGGUUCCGUCGAUUGAAGUGGUUGGUAAUUCAAAGCAUACAUCUCAAAUAUUGGACUGUUGAGGGUGAUCAUUUUCCUGUGCUCGAAUGUUUAAAGUUAUAUCAAUGCACGCAUUUGCAAGAGAUUCCUAGUGGUUUUGUGGAUAUCACUACACUAGCAUUGAUUGAGUUAAACUACUGUAAGGAUUCACUUCUGACUUCCGCAAAGUGGAUUCAAGAUGAGCAACUCAACAACUAUGGAAAUUCCAUCCUUGUUCGUUCCUGAAAAUAUUAGCCUGAAAAGUAAACAUCUCAGAGGAAGAAUGUGAUGAGGAGAAAUUGUUUCAAGACGAGUUUUGAAGGAUAUGUACAGCCAAGAAUUGAAGUUUGCAGGAUCAUCAUAGCAUUGCAGUUUGCAAGAUCAUCUCAAAACAGUUUACUCAUUUUACACCAUCAUAUCCUUCUUAAAGACAGACAAGUUUUGGAGUCUCUGUGCAAAGCUUUUUCUUCAUCUCAAGUCUCAACUUGUAAUGAUACAGAUGAAGAGAAAUCAUCAAUUACUCUUCACACCAUCA